Molecule: messenger RNA, 2955 nt
Organism: Naumovozyma castellii
Lineage: Eukaryota; Fungi; Ascomycota; Saccharomycetes; Saccharomycetales; Saccharomycetaceae
Gene: SED4
Product: GTPase-activating protein SED4
Exons: 1
Coding region: 1-2955 (984 amino acids)
Source: RefSeq, a predicted model, not a curated record
AUGGAGCUUCGCAAAUCCACUUAUAAUGUUGGGUACCCGGUCUACGGCGCCAAAUACCUUAAGGAUGACAUCCUUCUUGUCACUGGGGGUGGAGGUGACGGUAGAUAUGAAUCGUCAACCCCAAAUAAAAUCACUGCAUUAAGAAUUGACUUUAAGAAGAAGAAAGUAAUCAAGAGAUUUAGAGAAAUUACGUUGGAUGCAAGAGAUGCGGCACCCACAACUUUGGAUGCUCAAAAAGAUACCAUAUUGAUUGGGUGUAAUGAAAGUAUGAACAAGAUCGAGUCUGGUCAUGGCAACCACCAUUUGAGAAAAUUUGUCUAUGCUAAUGAACAUUUGAAAUUUCUUUCAAGUAUUGACUUUUAUCGAUCAACAGACCCCAAUGAACGAACUAAAUUCAUUUACAUAACUUCAGAUGCUAAGAUAGCAGCAGUCGCAUCAACAAAGACACCCACUGUCAUAAGAGUCAUUGAUUUGAAUGAUUUACACGAAAAAUAUGAAGUGGAAACUAAAAGUACUGUGACUGAUUUACAUUUUUCACCUAAUGGAAAAAUGUUAGCCUACAUUACUACUACAUCUUUGGAAGUCAUUUCUUUGGAAGCUGGUGAGUUUAUUGUCAGAAAAACUGAUUUCAAUAAUAUCUGGAACUUUUCUCAUGUAAGAUUCUUGGAUAAUGAGAACAUAUUAUUAGUAUCGUCGAAUCGAGAUGGUUCAGGAAUUACCCUAAUUAAGAUUUCUCUCAAGAAGAAUAAAAUAUUUGUUACAAGCUCAAAAGUCAUAACGACUGAAAUGAGAUACACAACUGCCAUCGAUGUGGAUAAAAAAUCGCAAGUAAUUGCAUUGAGCGGGGAUAACAAUUCUGUACUUAUCAUUAACGCAAAUGACUUAAAAGUAAUGAAAGAAUUUGCAAACGUUCACGAUCAAGUAAUAACUGCCGUAUCAUUCUCUCCAAAUUCAAAAUAUCUGGGUACCGUUUCUAUUGCAAACACAGUGCAAGUAAUUGAGUUACCAAAGGGACGGUCAUUUUUGGGAAAAGUGUUUAAAUUCUUAUUCAAUGUGAUCUUUAUGGUAUUCUUGGCAUAUUUGGCUCAAAUUGGGUAUAAAUACGACAUACAUUUGAAGAUUUACGACUAUCUUGAUAAAAAAUUCCUACAUAAACUGGUUUCUCCCGAAUUAUUGCCAGAGAUUCAAACUACUACAUUAUUUAACGAUGACAUGGUUACUGUAAGUACAUUUACAAAACCAUUGAAUACUGAUGAUUCAUCAAUCGAAACAGCCACACAUUUCACCCCCAUUUCUUCGGAAACUUCACCAAUGUUUUCCCAACUUUCUCAUUCCACCGUCAACUCAAAAUCGACUCCGGAAUUUAUUAAGCCAACAUCCAUUGAAACACAAGUAGAACACGAUAUUCCUCACAUUUCUAAAACAGUGAAGGAGACACCCACAAAAUUGCCUCUACAAUCAUCACAUAUUAGUUUUAAAGCAACUGAAGAUUUGAAAAAUGCAGUGAGCUUGUCGAUAGUACCUCUUUCUAUCGAUGCUGAUGAAGCAACAACCGAGUCAGACUUUUCAAAAGUAUCAUCACGUUUAUCUAAGAUGGUAACGAAACAAAAACAAUCGAGUAUUGGAGUCACAAACGCCAAAAGCGAAAGGUCUCUGAGAAUUGUGGGAGACACGACAACACAAUUACCAGUGACUUCUUCCUCAAGACUCAUAGAACGUGAAGUCUUAGAAUCGGGAAAUACAGGCGUUCAAUAUACCACAUCUUCCUCAACAGUCACAAGUUUAAUCGAGACACCCGAAACAGUUGCAACAACUUCAACAAUCGUAACGGAUAUCCCAAACAAUGGUCUGGAAUCAAGUCUCGAAGCAAUGUCAAGUAUCCCAGUAUUUGAGAAGGGAACUGAAACCUCAACGUCUUUUAGCUUGUCAUCAAACAUUUCAUUCGAAUCCACCAAAUCAAGUGCUAGCUCAUCUUCUCAUGUAGCACCUAAAUCUACCCUUGUUUCCUCCGAUAUUCAAUCUUCAAGUUAUUCAAAUGUCGAUGACAUUAUCUCGAAUAUUCCAGUCCAACAAGGCUCAGCUAGCGUUAUUAGUGAAUUUUCAACAGGAGAUUAUGUAAAUGUGACUUCCAAUACUCUAACCAUUUCAAUUGAAGGACAAUCAGCUACGCCGUCAAUGAGGAAUGACCUAAGCGAUUCAUCGGUACACAUUUCACCAUCAUCUAUGCUAAAUAUACCAACAACUAUUUUUUCGUCGGCUUCUUCAUCUCUUGCUGCUGAGUCUGCUCCCCCUGACUUGACUUCAAAUUCUGAAUUAUCCACCAUCGAAGCAACUUCAGGACUUGAAGUUAUAUCUGAAAAGGCAGAGCCGUCGCCUAUUACAACUGUGUUCGUCCACCAUCCUUCUUCUACAAAUGCUCAGCAAGAGAGCUUAGAAGUCACAUCGAACAAGGAACUAUCAUCAGAUACCUUAUCGAUUUCAACUACUGAAGAAUUUUCGUCUGUAACAGAAAUUUCUUCAAUCCAAGAGGAUGUCAACACAGAGCCAUCAACUAACACUGUUUCAUCCUUAGAGUUAAACGCGGAAUCUUCAGCUUUUCAAACAACUAAGUUAGCGCCAGAGGCAGAAAUAUCUGGCUCUGAUCAGGUUUCUAUACCAACUACUCUAGAUAUUGGCGACCACUCAACCUCAGAAGAUGAUCAACAAACUGCACUAGAAUCACCAGAGACAACUACUUCAACUUCGACAUCGAAUACAUUUGAAGAUAUAACAUCCACAUCAAAUGAUAUUAACUCAACAGAGGUAAUCUCCCAACCGACUGGUCCAGAAAUCACAACUUCCUUUGAGCAAGAAAAGCCAACUCCGAUGGCGGAACCAGUAGUUGAAACUGCGAAUAAUGCCGCUGAAACUAAAAUUACCUCUGAAACUGUUCAAAAUCAACAUGACGAAUUGUGA